Homalodisca vitripennis (glassy-winged sharpshooter) is the source of this 730-nucleotide messenger RNA. Its product is annotated as tigger transposable element-derived protein 2-like. The coding region runs from base 132 to 644 and encodes 170 amino acids. The record is from RefSeq and is a predicted model, not a curated record. Lineage: Eukaryota; Metazoa; Arthropoda; Insecta; Hemiptera; Cicadellidae. The transcript has 2 exons.
CCCUCAUCCAGCCUCUAGACCAGGGAGUUCUAGAAACUUUUAAGCGAAACUACAAAAAGAGGCUGCUUAGAAAUCUACUGGAGAAGCUAGAGGACGGGCUGGGUGUCACUGAUGCUCUCAAGUUAAUCACAAUGAAAGAUGUUGUCUACUGGGUGUCAGAAGCUUGGGAUAACGUUAGGGAGGACACUAUAAGAAGGUCAUGGCGCAAACUUUUCGGAAUUGAAAAGGCAAGCCGCCAAGAGACAGCUGCUCCUGAAAACCAGCCAAGAGCAUGUCCUCCUGAAAAUGAAGAGCUUGUGAAUCUUUGUAACCACCUUCCAGUGGCUGAGCCCAUCAGUGCAGAGGACAUCAGUGAAUGGAUCAAUGGAGAUGAGGAUCAGGCCCUAACUGAUGACGUGAUUAUCCAGAUGCUCAACCAACCAGAAGAUGAUGACAACGAUGAACCUGAUGGGGCGACUGAGAAAAUAUCACAUACAGAAGGUCUAAGAACGAUCGAGGGAGCACUGGCAUACAUUGAACAACAAGAAACCGCAACAACAAACGAUUUAGUUUGGCUGCGACGCUGGCGCAACAGGGCGGCUAGCCUAAGAUCCUCUAAUCUAAGUCAAAAAACAAUAACUGAUUUCUUUGGGAAAAAAGAUUAGCUUACUUUGUUUAUUUUUGUACAAUGUACAGUAAAUUAAUUUUCAUUUCUUUGAUUUAAUUUUGUAAACAGGAAUACUGUACUGUA